GAGCCAAUUAUCACCGUUAAUUGACGAUAAUUUCGAGCGGAAAGAAGAGUGCAACUGUUACUCACAUUUUGAGAAAUUCUAUCUGUCGUCAUUCUUCCGUCACACAACAUGCAUGACUCUGACUCUGACAACUAUGAAGGAAGCGCUGUUCUGGGGAUGUGCUGUAACGGAGCAGGUAGUGUUCACCUGGCGCGCUACAAGCCGAAGAACACACAUGUAGUGAUUAAAAAGUUUAACAUGGACAAUCACAGUCACGAGGAAUAUGACCUGGUGGAACAGGAAAUAAUAAUGACCAGGCAGCUUCAGCAUCCCAAUAUCCUUCCUUAUUUAGCAACCUUCGUCUCCGGGCAUAACAUCUGCGUUGUAUCACCACUUAUGGGUUACGGAUCCUGCCAUGAUCUGAUCGAGGAAUAUUUCAACGAGGGACUGCCGGAGCUGGCGAUCGCGUACAUACUGAAGGACAUUCUUCACGGAUUGGAAUACAUUCACAAAAGAGGGUUCAUCCAUAGGGCAAUCAAAGCCAGCCACAUUCUUAUCUCAACGUCCGGUCAGGCUUGUUUGUCCGGCAUGCGAUAUGCCUGCGAAAUCGUCAGGCACGGCAAAUGGCAGAGGAAUAUACAUUCCUUUCCAAAAUCAACUGCUAACAAUUUGAAAUGGCUGAGCCCGGAGCUUCUUCAACAGGAUCUCCAUGGGUACAAUGAAAAAUCCGAUACUUAUAGCUUAGGCAUGACGAUAUGCGAACUGGCCAAUGGCGUUGUGCCGUUUUGUGAUACUCCUGCCACUUUAAUGCUGACAGAAAAAGUACGCGGAAGCGCUCCUCACAUAUUAGACCGCUCGACCAUUCCCCCUAAUACAAUGGACACAGAGGGUGAUGAGAACGGUGAGACGAAAUUGGUAUGCGACGACAUUGCGGGUGAUGGAAACGCAAGCAGCAGUAGUUUGGAAUCUGUUAGAACACGUUUGCACAAUAUGUCCAGCAGAAAAUUUUCUGAGCCUUUUCAUUCCUUGACCGAAUUAUGCUUAUUGAGAAAUCCGUCAGAUCGUCCUACGAUGAGUCAGCUUGCGGUGCAUCCAUUUUUCAAACAGUGCCGCAGAAACGACGAAUCAUUGAUCAAAAUACUUCGAUGCGUUACUUCGAUUAGUGAAAAGCACGCCCACUCCGCAGGUGAUUAUCUUGUCGCUCUAUCUACGGAGCAGCUGGUUGAUUUAGAUCUGGAGACUUGUCAGUGGGACUUCUGAGCACGUGUUUAUAAUUAUAAAAAUUUUGUAACUUAAUAUAUAUAUGUACAUUGGUCAUGAGGGAGUUGCAAGUAUUUGAUAUGAUUUGCAACUGUGUCUUACGAUUGGCUCGCUGGAUUCAUAAUCUACUAAUAUCCAAUAAACGUACGUUAAAUCUAUGAAAUACCGUCUACUUGUGAGUAAUGCUAAGUCAUAAAUGAUUGAUUAUUUAUUGUGUAUCUAUUUUUAUUUAAAGUAAAGUUUUAUCUAUUUUUCACAGAUAAACCUGUGUCAUUAUUUAUCGAAUGGUUAUAUCAAACUAGGUAGUUACAUUAAUUGUUACGGACAUUUGUGAUGUAUUUUAUUUUCUUCGUCAGGAUAGCUGCUAACCUUCUAAAUAUAAAUUUUAACUACUAAGAUAUUUGAAUUUUUGAAUACAUGUUCUUUUCCUAAAUAUUUUAUGAGCUAAAACUAUGGACGAUAUAUUUUUUUUUUACUGUUGUAUCUACUACAUAAUUGAAUUUUCCUAUGUGUAUAGUUGUCUACUACUUAUUUUAUUUUUCGGCUUCAUUUAUGACUCGGACUGAACAUUGAAUAAAACUACCUCAGCAUAUGUAAAUAUAUAUUUCUCUGCCUCCUUUUAAGCAGUUGAAGAAAGAAAUCAAUUUUAACCUUUGCAAGAAACAGAAGGCACUUUCAGAUCGCAUUUGUAAUAUGACUUACAACAUCUGCAUUGGUUAUUUUAUCUUCAUCGUUAUGAAGAUAUUAUUUGCUGAUAUGUUACAAGUGCUUGUGAAUAGUAUAAACUCCAAGUAUUGUAUUUUUGUAUCGAAUUGCACAAACAGUUGCCCCGAAAAUCUCACUCAAUAUAUUUGUUCGGUAGUUAUAUGAUGAAGAUCGUAUCCAAACGAAUAAAAAAACAAUCUCUUAUUCAAACUAAUUAUUCCUACCUGAGGAUUAAAAUUAAUCUUUUCUUCUUUUGUACAAUAUUUUUCUCUCGAGAAAUAUAGAAAUAUCUAACAACUACACAUUAAUAACUGUGCGUUAAAGUCUUGUGCGCAUAUCUCAAUAACAAUAAAUUGUAUAUUUUUGGCUUUCUCCUCUUUUUACAUUUCCAAGUCUUGUUUAAAAAAUUCAAAAAACAGACGAGAAAAAAUGAAAUCAAAAAUUCCACAAGUUUAAUGACAAACUUAAUAGUAACAAGUCUUAAUUACCUACAGACGACGGCUCAGAAAAUAUUAUGGUUUUUUCUUUGUUUUCUUCUAUCUUCUAAUUUCCACCCACUUCCAUAAACUUGAAUAAGCGUGUAUGUAUACCCAUACAUACAAGCAUAAAUUAAUACUAUUGUUUAAUACUGUAAUCCAUAUUCACUUGGCUCGAUUGUACAUACAUGUACGUUAGUUUGAAAUGAAAUAUAGACAUUUUCUGUAUCC
This is a messenger RNA of Diprion similis, 2651 nucleotides long. Its product is annotated as STE20-related kinase adapter protein alpha. The transcript has 5 exons. NCBI's taxonomy places the organism in Eukaryota, Metazoa, Arthropoda, Insecta, Hymenoptera, Diprionidae. The coding region runs from base 109 to 1239 and encodes 376 amino acids. Gene Ontology annotation, biological process: protein phosphorylation. Gene Ontology annotation, molecular function: protein kinase activity; protein serine/threonine kinase activator activity; ATP binding. The record is from RefSeq and is a predicted model, not a curated record.